Molecule: messenger RNA, 2559 nt
Organism: Oncorhynchus masou masou (cherry salmon)
Lineage: Eukaryota; Metazoa; Chordata; Actinopteri; Salmoniformes; Salmonidae
Product: junctophilin-1-like
Exons: 6
Coding region: 214-2244 (676 amino acids)
Cellular component (GO): plasma membrane; sarcoplasmic reticulum; endoplasmic reticulum membrane
Source: RefSeq, a predicted model, not a curated record
CUCCCACGUACCGCUUUAGCCGACAACCACAAAUCCACACAGUGACAAUCAUUCAUCUCGGCUUGGAACAACAACACCUCAGUGCGACCAAAGAAUCCACCGGACUCUCACUUCAGCGCUCCUACUUUUCUUAGAAAAUCCGCUCUGGACUCGCAAGCGACAGCACAAUAUUGGGCAGCUACCGCGACUCGUUCUUCUCCCCUCAUCAUCUGAAUGACGGGCGGACGGUUCGACUUUGACGAUGGUGGCACAUAUUGCGGUGGCUGGGAGGAUGGGAAAGCCCAUGGGCAUGGCGUCUGUACCGGGCCCAAGGGCCAAGGCGAAUACUCCGGGUCCUGGAACAAUGGUUUCGAGGUAGUGGGGGUUUACACCUGGCCCAGUGGAAACGUGUAUCAGGGUUACUGGGCACAGGGGAAACGACACGGACUCGGUGUGGAAUCGAAGGGAAGAUGGAUUUAUCGUGGCGAAUGGACUCAUGGAUUGAAAGGUCGAUACGGGGUCCGGCAAAGUCUCCACACGCCUGCCAGGUACGACGGGACGUGGAGUAAUGGUCUGCAAGAUGGAUAUGGAGUUGAAACGUAUGGUGAUGGAGGUACAUACCAGGGGCAAUGGACAGGAGGAAUGCGACACGGAUACGGUGUGAGACAAAGUGUGCCUUACGGGAUGGCUACGGUUAUUCGUUCCCCUCUCCGAACCUCGAUGGCCUCGCUUCGCAGCGAACAGAGCAAUGGCACCGUCCUCCAUGCCAACCUUGACCUGUCAGACAGCCCAGCCGGCAUUAGAGGAGGCUUUGUUCUCAACUUCCACAGUGAAGGCGAAGGUGAGAAGAAAAAGGGCCUGUUUCGUAGAGGGUCCCUGUUCGGAAGCCUCAGAAACCUCCGAAAGUCAGACUCCAGGUCGUCCAUAUCGAGCAAACGCAGCUCUGCCCCCAGUGAUGCCGCCAGCUCCAUCAGCCGAAUCAGCUCCAGUGAUGCCAACUCCACCAUCAGCUUCGGAGAUGGAGUUGAUGAGUACAUGCCCCUGGAGGACAAUGUAGAUGCCACCACCACAGAGUCCUACAUGGGGGAGUGGAAGAAUGACAAGCGGAACGGCUUUGGUGUCAGCGAGCGCACCAACGGGAUGAAGUAUGAGGGUGAGUGGAUGAACAACAAACGCCAUGGCUACGGAUGCACAAUGUUCCCAGACGGCAUCAAAGAAGAGGGGAAGUAUAAAAACAAUGUGUUGGCGCGAGGCAUCAAGAAGCAGCUCAUUCCUCUCAAAAACACCAAAACUAAACAGAAAGUGGAUCGGGCUGUGGAAGGAGCCAUACGGGCAGCAGCUAUUGCCAGAACAAAAGUAGAAAUAGCCACAUCAAGAACAGCUCACGCCAGGACUAAAGGCGACGCUGCUGACCAGGCCGGUCAGUCAGCCAGUCAGGACUCCGACAUCGCCAGGGCAGUGGCCAGGGAACUGUCCCCCAACUUCCAUCAGCCAGGCCCUGAUUAUAUAAAGCAGAGGUUCAACGAACCGAUUGAACCUAUUGUUCAAGAGGAGAAGAAAGAAAAGACCCCUUCAAGUAGCCCUCAUUUCUACCGUAAAGGCACAACCCCAGACAACUCUCCCACCGUGAGUCCACAGUCCUCUCCCCCACCAACACCCCCGUCAACACAUACCCCGGAGCCCAAGAAGAGCUUCUUCAGCAAGCUCGCCCCCAAGCCUGGGAAAGAGAACAAGACCCCUGUAGCAGAGAGCCAGCUCCCGGUCAUCACAAAGGCAGUGUCUAAGACAUCGUUGAAACAGGAAGUAAGACAGGAAUUGCCUCAACCGAAACCGUUCAAAAUGGAGGAGUCGGUCCCCGCCAGCCCUGGCAAUGGACAGCUGCACACUGACACGGAGUACCACGGCUACUACGUGAAGGCAGACGUGAAGAUCCCUCAAGACGAACCUGAGGACAUAGAUGAGCAUGUUACCCCGUCCGCCCUCACCCGGAUGCCACCGCCAGCAAAACCUAUGGCGCAGUACAGGACACCCACCCCAAAACCUAUAGCGCCAAAGUCGGUAUCCAAAGAAAGCAAACCUGAAUCAAGACUUAAGAAACAAGAUUCGUAUAAGCCAAGAAGUCUAGCAGAAACUAGGAAACAAGCCAGCUUGGAGAUCACCACAGAUUUCGUAGAGGAAGAAUCAGGUCCAAACUCAAUACUGGUUGCCCUUGUAAUGCUGUUGAAUAUUGGUCUAGCAAUUAUUUUUGUCCAUUUUUUAACCUGACGGAAUCUGAACUGAGGGAACUCAUCAAAACUAGUGGCGCAGGCCCCUAUCUCUACAGUUGCGUCAAUGGCCUUUAAAAAUGGCGCCGGUCAGGCACAGACACAGGCAAAGAAGGACUGGAAAUAGAGUGAAACACCGGAGAAAGAUGAGAACAGGACCAUUCGGCCCAGACGCUGCCCCGUUUUGCUGGCGAUGAUUUGUGACGCGCUUAGGUUCUGUGAAAGCUGAAGCAAGCAGUCAUUGCGAAAGCAAAAAGAAAUAUCUGCUGAUCCAAGCUGUUACCAGUCAAGUGCAUUGCCUCUCCAUCUGCCCUGU